UUCGAAUCAACAACGGCGAAGUCAAUCUAGACAACCUCCUCGACAACAACGACAACCACGCAGAAAUGGAUCAAGGCAAAUUCAAUUAAAUGAUUUUAUAUCAGCCCAAUUGCGUGAUCGUUCAUCAUCUAUAGCGAAUCUACCUGAAGAAUUUGAGGCGUUUAACAGUACAACAAAUGUAAAUAAUGUACCAAUUGAUGCAUUACCUCAACGAGCCAUAUUCGCAAGAACAACACCAGCAGAUUCAACACAACCAUUCAAUGUUGUUAAUGUUGUUAAUGAUGAU
This is a messenger RNA of Rotaria sp. Silwood2, 286 nucleotides long. The record is from the annotation of a GenBank genome assembly. Lineage: Eukaryota; Metazoa; Rotifera; Eurotatoria; Philodinida; Philodinidae.